AUGGAUCCCCUGCGCUUGAUCCGCGACUACUACGUCAAGGGGUUGCUCGAGAAAUCCACGCACGAUGACACGCACGUGCACCUCGACGAGCUCAACUCGUUCCCGCGCAAGGGCGUGACCAACUACAAAGCGAAGAUGGGGAAGGGAUACCUCACGGUGGAGGCGAUCUGGUUCUUCGCGCGCGCGCACGCGCUGAACCCGAAGGAGGCCCAUCCGCAGUACAUGGCCGCCGCGCUGAAAGCGAAAUUCGAUCGCGUGUCGCUCAUCGAGCGCAAGGAUCUCUUGGAGUACAUCACCGGGAAGGUGGACGUCUCCGCGAACGUGGACGUGACCGCGCCGGCGCUGACGGCGCCGGAGGAUGAAGACGCCGACGCGAGGGGGGGGAGGAAACGCGGCGCGGCGGGAGACGCGAUGGACGUCGACGACGACGAGAACAGAGCGCCGAUCGCGCGCACGAUGCACACGCGGAACAGCGUUUUGCAGUGCGAUAAGGACUUCAGCGUCGUGCUCGGUUUUUUCGGCGCCGCGGCGGGCGGCGGCGGCGGCGGCGACGCGACCGGGGACGGCAAGAAAGCGAAGAAACCGGAGAACAUCGCGCCCAUCAAGAGCAAUCGGUUCGGGGACGUGAAGCAGGACGAGUUCAUGAAAGAACACCUGGGCGAGGGGUUCGCGGACCUUGGGAUCGACGUCAACGCGUCGUUCUUGGACUCGAAGAAGCCGAGUCGAUUGGCGAGCGUGACGGGCGGCGGCGGCGGCGGCGCCUCGGGGCUGGGGGCGGCGUCGACGCGAAGAGACCCGAGCGAGGGCGCGAUGCCGCUGAUCAUCGUCCCCGCCGGGUACGGCAAGGCGCUGUUUAACAUGUACAACGUGGCGGAGUUUUUGGCCAACGAGAAGCUCGUGACCUGGGACAGCGUGCACAAGAGCGGGGGGAAGAAACACUCGAACAUCGUGUUCAAGCGGCGAUACAAGCGCGACCGGUCGAUCAAGUACGAGGUCACGGACAAGGCGCCGGACAAGAGAAGCCCGGACUGGGCGCGCGUCGUCGCGGUGUUCGUGUCCGGGAAGGAGUGGCAGUUCAAGAAUUGGCCGUUCCAGGGCGCGGACGACGGCGACCUCGUCGACUGCUUUCAAAAAGUGAAAGGGUUCUACGCGCAGUACGACACGGACAAGGCGGAGGACAUCAUUAAGAAGUGGAACGUCAAGACGCUGCGGUUCCAGAAGAACGUUCGGCACGGCGACCGCGCGCAGUUCGAGGCGUUCUGGGCGGACGUGGACGCGCACUUAGAGCUGCGAAGGAGCAAGCUCGCGUAUUAAUGUAAUCAGCUCUCGUUCUUAGCC
Micromonas pusilla CCMP1545 is the source of this 1338-nucleotide messenger RNA. Its product is annotated as PAF1 complex protein Cdc73. The transcript has 4 exons. Bases 1 to 1314 code for a protein of 437 amino acids. The record is from RefSeq and is a predicted model, not a curated record. Gene Ontology annotation, molecular function: RNA polymerase II complex binding. Gene Ontology annotation, cellular component: Cdc73/Paf1 complex. Gene Ontology annotation, biological process: transcription elongation by RNA polymerase II; positive regulation of transcription elongation by RNA polymerase II. Lineage: Eukaryota; Viridiplantae; Chlorophyta; Mamiellophyceae; Mamiellales; Mamiellaceae.